This is a messenger RNA of Arabidopsis lyrata subsp. lyrata, 834 nucleotides long. RefSeq names its product NAC domain-containing protein 104. Gene Ontology annotation, biological process: regulation of DNA-templated transcription. Gene Ontology annotation, molecular function: DNA binding. Lineage: Eukaryota; Viridiplantae; Streptophyta; Magnoliopsida; Brassicales; Brassicaceae. The transcript has a single exon. Bases 237 to 821 code for a protein of 194 amino acids. The record is from RefSeq and is a predicted model, not a curated record.
GAAAUAACUUGUUAGUUUUCCUAGUUCGUAGUCUGAGUCAUUCUAGGAUUACAUUAAGAACUAAUCUAUAAAUACAAGCUCAAGAGAACAAGUUUUAGUCAUCCGAAUCACUACAAGCAAAGUUUCUUUUUAUUAGAAUUCUAGUUUCAGUCAUUCUGAUUCACGACUUCUUCUUUUCUUGUUUUCAAUCACAGUUCCAAUUUUUCAUCUUUCUUGUUUGUUUGUUUUUGCUGAGAAUGGAGCCAAUAUACAGACCUUUGCCUAUAGGAUUCAAGUUUCGUCCAACAAGGUUUGAGAUGGCAAAUAAUUUUUUGAAGAAAAAAGCUUUAGGACAGGCAAUAAUAGCUCGUAGGGUACCUGAAGAGUGUCAUGAUAUCUUCUCAAGACAUCCUCGUGAUUUGCCUGGUUAUCCAAGAGAAGAGCAUUGGUAUUAUUUUUGCAGGAAACGUAACAACCAAGUUACUUGUAACCUAUGGACACCAAUAGGAGAAGAAACCAAUGUGUUAUAUCCAAAGAAUCGGCAACUAGUAGUUGCUACGAGACGUCGAUUUACUCUCGUGGAGAAAGAUGAAGAAGAAGAAUAUGAUUGGUUCCUGGAUGAAAUCAGCCUCCGACAAACAGUUUCAUUUUCUGAUUGGGUUUUCUGCCAUAUCAAGGGCAAGAAGAUUAAACCCGAAUUUGAUUAUUUGCCAAUAAACGAAUCUGAGUCCGAAUCUGAAUCGGAAGACGAAGAAAGUGUUGAUAACAACCCUGCAGAGAUUUUGGAUCUUCUUAGAGAGCAAGACGAAAAUGUUCUUCCUCCACCUCCUCCUUCACCUUAAUUACAUUCUGUCU